AUGGAGAGGUUAAAGAAUGAAGAAAAUCAAAUAGCUCUUGAAGACGGUGUAAUUGAACUGCUGAAAUUUAGGCUGGCACUAAUUUGUGCACACUUCCUGCUUUCUUAUUCCGAUUUGGAGCAGUUUGAAAAUGUAAUGACUUCACUAAGAGAGCCGCUUAAAAAUGUGUUUCAAUCAAUUUUGGUUAAUGUUGACAACAAAUACAACAUGCCUCAAGUCCUUGGUAGCCUCCUGGAUAAUAUCGAUGAUUGUAUCAGCUCAUGUCCUCGUUCUACAUCCAUGACUGAGGAGGAGUUGGACUUCCUCCUCCUGAAUCUCCAUUAUCUAUCCAAGUAUGCUGAGCAGAUGUUUCCAUUAAGCACUCAGCUGGUGAUGCUUCAGAAUAUGUGUGGUAACAUGAAAGAUUUCAAUGGGUUGAUAGUGAAUGGUUGCAUUGAUCAAGAUAUUGUAAAAUAUGUCUUACCUCAGUUUCAACUCUUGGCUGAGAGAGUCGGAUUCUUUCUUUGGGUGUUUCAUAUGGAUCAGUCUGGAAUCUCCGACUCCGACUCCAAUGAUAAGACUGAUGAAAACGCUCACCUCAGCAUGUUAAAUUAUCUACUAUUAAAGAUUGUUCCAGUUGAAUUCGAGUUUAUGCAUAUAUGUUAUACAAAUUUGAAAUCUUCAACUUCAGCAGAAGUUGGACGCUUCAUUAAACAGCUCCUGGAAACCUUUCCAGACAUUCUUAGAGAAUAUCUGAUUCAUCUACAAGAGUACAUGGUAACUAUAAUUAACCCAAACAUUUCAGGAGCUCGAGACAUUCACUUCAUGAUGGAGUUCCUGUUGAUUAUUCUUACUGACAUGCCUACCGACUUGAUUCAUCAUGACACAUUUUUUGAUCAUUUGGCACGUGUUGGAGAACUUACCAGAGAGGUAGUAUCAACUCUUGUUUGGGACUUUGGAGACAAAUCAAUGAUCAAAGAGUGUAUCAAGGAAACAACUCGUACAACAGUAGACUUGCUAAAAGAUAUUGAACUCCUGAAGGGAGAUCUCAGGCAUGUUUACUUGAAAUCUCCAGACUCAUGUCAAAAAUGCUUCCCGAUGAGUGAUGGACCGCUCUUCAUGCAUCUUCUACUCAGGCACUUAAAAGAUUUGCUAGAUUCCAGUGCUUAUUCAAUAGCUUUGAUAAAGGAAGAAAUUGGGCAAGUGAAAGUAGAUCUGGAAUUCAUAAUAUCUUUUUUUGUGGAUAUUGAGGAAGAAUUGUAUAAAGAUCUGUGGGAACGAGUUUUAAAUGUGGCAUUUGAGGCAAAAGAUGUCAUUGAUUCAAUUAUUGUUCGAGAUAAUUGUCUCUUACAUCUUAUUUUCUCACUUCCCGUUACCAUAAAGAAGAUCAAGCUUAUCAAAGAAGACAUCUCCAAUUUACUUGAGAAUUCCCAAGAACAGAGGGCUCGUUGUUGUUUUGAGGAGGAGACAAACUGGAUAAUGAGAAAGCUCACCAGUGGACCGGCAGAUUUAGAUGUCAUUUCGAUCACUGGUAUGCCGGGUUCAGAGAAAAGGGCAUUUGGAAACGAGAGUUGCCCUGAUGACCUAUUAGAUGUUGGUAAAGAAAUAGCCGAAAAUUGUAAAGGGCUUCCUUUGGUGGCUGAUCUGGUUGCUGGAGUCAUUGCUGGGAGGGAAAAGAAAAAGACUCUGUGGUUUGAAGUUCAAAAUAAUUUGAGUUCCUUUAUUUUGAACGGUGAAGUGGAUGUGAUGAAGAUUUCAUGCCAUAUGUUGACCAUUGAUUAUAACAGAGAGUUCUUUGGGCUUAACAAUUUUGUCCCGUUCGAUCCAAAUAAGAAAAGGUAUUCUAGUAAACACCUGUAUUCUUUGUCGAUAGAGGGAGACCAGCUGGACAACCGUCUUUCUGAUAUAUGUCAGCUAAGACACUUGAGGCUUCUUAGAGUGUUGAACCUGGAUCCCUCUUUUAUCAUGGUAAAAGAUUCUUUGCUGAAUGAAAUCUGCAUGUUGAAUAAUUUGAGGUUCUUACAAACUGGGACAAAAGUUAAAUCCCUGCCUUUGUCUUUCUCAAACCUCUGGAAUCUAGAAUUCCUGGCGGUGUAUAACGAAGGAUCAACCUUGAUAAAUCAACACUGA
Solanum stenotomum is the source of this 2109-nucleotide messenger RNA. RefSeq lists its product as uncharacterized. Gene Ontology annotation, molecular function: ADP binding. The coding region runs from base 1 to 2109 and encodes 702 amino acids. The record is from RefSeq and is a predicted model, not a curated record. The transcript is spliced from 5 exons. NCBI's taxonomy places the organism in Eukaryota, Viridiplantae, Streptophyta, Magnoliopsida, Solanales, Solanaceae.